Messenger RNA from Cygnus atratus (black swan), 1700 nucleotides. RefSeq names its product general transcription factor IIF subunit 2 (gene GTF2F2). NCBI's taxonomy places the organism in Eukaryota, Metazoa, Chordata, Aves, Anseriformes, Anatidae. The record is from RefSeq and is a predicted model, not a curated record. Gene Ontology annotation, biological process: transcription initiation at RNA polymerase II promoter; transcription by RNA polymerase II. The coding region runs from base 149 to 937 and encodes 262 amino acids. The transcript has 9 exons. Gene Ontology annotation, cellular component: transcription factor TFIIF complex.
GCCCCCCGUCUCCGCCGCCGGCGGCCGGAGCAGUUUGGGCGCCGCGGGCCGCCGUCGGUGCGCUGGGGCUGCGGGUCCGGGUCCGGGUCCGGGCGGGAGCAGCGGGAGCCGGAGCCGCCUGGGUCCGUCCCGGCCGUGCCGCGGCGCCAUGAGCGAGAAGGGCGAGCUGGACCUGAGCGGGGCCAAGCACAACACCGGCAUGUGGCUCGUCAAGGUCCCCAAAUACUUGUCACAACAAUGGAAUAAAGCGUCAGGAAGAGGUGAAGUGGGGAAACUAAGGAUUUCCAAAAAUCAAGGAAGAACAGAAGUGUCAUUUACUUUGAAUGAAGAACUUGCAAGCAUCAAUGAUAUUGGAGGAAAACCUGCUUCUGUCAGUGCACCAAGGGAACAUCCUUUUCUUUUGCAAAGUGUGGGAGGACAGACCUUAACAGUGUUCACCGAAAGUUCAGCAGAAGGCCAAUCAGACGAAAAAUCUGAAAGCAGCAGUGCUGAUAAACUUUCCCUGGAAGGAAUAGUGGUGCAACGUGCUGAAUGCAGACCUGCAGCUAGUGAAAAUUAUAUGAAACUGAAAAGAUUACAGAUAGAAGAAUCUUCUAAACCUGUAAGGCUAUCACAGCAGCUGGACAAAGCAGUAACCACCAAUUACAAACCCGUGGCUAAUCAUCAAUAUAAUAUUGAAUAUGAAAAGAAAAAGAAAGAAGAUGGAAAACGGGCUCGAGCUGAUAAACAACAAGUACUGGACAUGCUCUUUUCUGCCUUUGAGAAACAUCAGUAUUACAACAUUAAAGACCUGGUGGACAUAACCAAACAGCCAGUGAUAUACUUGAAAGAAAUUCUCCGAGAAAUAGGCAUCUACAACGUGAAGGGGACCCACAAAAACACGUGGGAGCUGAAGCCAGAAUACAGACAUUACCAAGUAGAAGACAAGAGUGAUUAACAAAACUGCUUACGAAGCAGAAGAGAACUACAGAGGAGAGUGACCGCACCAAGGGAGCUGUUGUGGGUUUACAGACAGAACUGAGCACAGCCCAACUGUGCAAGGCUAAAUUUAAAUUAAAACAACCAAUACUUUGUAAUUUUCCGUAGCCUCAUUUGUUUUUCAGAGGAAUAUUUCUUGUAAGUUUCUAUAAAUGUUUGUCUUUUGACAAAAAAAAUAUUUAUAGAAUAAACUUGUAUUGGAUUUAUCUUUAUUAGAAAUCUUUUGAGUUCAGAUCUUGCUUUUUCUGGAUAGCUUCGUGGUUUUUCUAAGCCUCAAUAACUCAGGAGGAAAACAUGUCCUAGAGGAACCUGUAACUUUGUAUUUUUUGCGUUCCUGUAGAGCCAAGUUCAUGCUCUUUGCUUCUGCUGUGAUCCGUCAGGGCUUUGUCUGGAAGGCUGCGAAGAUGCUCGAUGCUUUGUGUAACGUUUGGGUGGCACGGACGCUGUGCUCCUUUUGGAUUGGGAAAAAUAGCCCAGCCGUGGUGCUCAUCACAGUCCUUAGACUUCAUGGGAGCAAAUAAACAAAUAAAAUAAUAAAGGAAAGAUAGUUUGAUACGCAGGUGUGGGAAAGAAGACAAUCCCUUCUGGGUGGUUACUGGGGAAAAAAAAGAAAUGUCUGUCUACUAAGUACGUCAAGGAAUAGAUUUAUCUUUUUUUAUUAUUAUUAUUAUUUUAUCUAUGUUUUAUGCUUCAGCACACCAAUAAAAUCAUUAUUUUAAUUU